GACUUCAAUCAUUUAAGUUUGAUUUUCUUAAGGAUGACGGAUCAAUCACGUUGGAAAGCAACCGUUUACGUUGGUGGCCUAGCACCCAUGGUCACCGCUGAACAUCUUCACGCUGCAUUUUUACCCUUCGGGGAAAUCGCUGAUGUCUCUCUACCUAAACCAGAAAGUCCAAACUCAACGGAACUUCAUCGAGGUUAUGGUUACGUGGAGUUUGAAGAUCCAGAAGAUGUCAAGGAAGCUAUCGACAAUAUGGAUCAGUCUGAGCUCUUUGGAAAGGUGAUUAAAGUCAACGCUGCAAAGCCCCCGAAGAAUGUGAAUGAGGGUCUGGGUAGCAAGACGGCAUUGUGGGAGCAGGAGGGCUGGUUAGCGGAACACGCUGUCAGUGAAGAGGAUAGACUGGCAGCAGAAAGAGCGAAAUCAGGGGUGGAAGAUAGACCUGAAGACCCUAUGCAAGGCCUGGAAGGAUUAGACGUUGCUGGGCCAAAACCGGCAUGAGCGGCAAUCUGGGGCAUAGUUCUAGGUGGUGUUUUGAACGAGGUUCUGGGUUUCAUCAAGGCGUUUGUUUAAGGUGGCAGGCAAAAUCUCUAGGAGUUUCAAGGCGGUCAAUAUAUGAAUCACAUGCAUUUGGUUGCCAGAGAUCCAGUCAAUACAAUGUGUGUUGGUAUGGAACAAGGCUGGUUUGCUUUAUACAGAUCCUCCGAGGCCUUCGCUAU
Messenger RNA from Amorphotheca resinae ATCC 22711, 713 nucleotides. RefSeq lists its product as hypothetical. Gene Ontology annotation, molecular function: RNA binding. The transcript is spliced from 3 exons. NCBI's taxonomy places the organism in Eukaryota, Fungi, Ascomycota, Leotiomycetes, Helotiales, Amorphothecaceae. The record is from RefSeq and is a predicted model, not a curated record. The coding region runs from base 34 to 495 and encodes 153 amino acids.